AUGAGUACUAAGCCAAAGAGAUUCGUCUGCCCCAACGAUGCAUGCCAGAAAGGCUUCACUCGCGCGGACCAUCUUCGGCGACAUAUGUUGAAUCAUGGCGAUGGCGACUACACCUGCCCAAGAUGCCGUUUGCACUUCAAGAGAUCCGACCUGCUGGAUCGACACGUCGCGCGACAUCGACAGAAGGAUGAAGAGGCCGGUGGUGAAGGACUUGGCAUCGUCGAGAGUCGAAAACGGCUCUGGCGAGACGCCAACGGUAACAUCGUGAGGGAUCGGCCCUCGCACAGCUAUCUACGUCGGCAGUUGAUGAGAAUGCAGUCCCUCGACCUCGCCCAGCAAAGCGCGCAGAUCCCUAUGUUCAUGAGCUACCUGAACUCUCCAAAAUCCAUCGAUGCCGAGCGGCCCUCGCCGUCAAAGUCCAAGUCCGGGGCCGAGUCUGCGGUUUCUCAGAGUCAGGAGGCUGAAGGGUUUCCUCAAAACCAAGGCUUAAUCGAGACUGCCCUGGGAUUUGACAUGUUCGAAUUCAUGGCGAGGUCAUCUUGGGACUUUUCAACCGAUGAUAUGGAGAUGCAAGUCAAUGCGCCGUUGGAGGAAGCGCAAAAUGAAAAUCCUACGACGGCCCCUUAUAAUGGACCAUUCGCGCCGGCGACCAGUCUAGAGUGGUUCAUCGACCCAAAUGCCGACAUCAUGUCCGGCGCUGAACAAUCAGCAUUUGGGAAUCUCUCGGGGGCCGCAUCCCUCGGUCCGCCACCGGGCCAACAGAGUAUGCCCCAUCAGCCAACAAACCCAUCAUCAAGUGACUUGUUCAGCAUGCCGGCUGGUACAGGAAGCGAGCCAUCGUUGAUACAAUCGCUGGACCAAUCGCUGCAACAGAACUCGACAGACGCAAUGGUGACCCAGAGCGAGACUUCGGCAACCUUAGCAAAUGGUACAAGCACUUCAAGAGCCCCAGCUCCGUCAAAUCUUGAUCCAAACCUAGAUUCGUUCUGGGAAUCGGGGUCUUCGAUCUCUGCUUUGACAAGUCCAGGAUCUGCCAGAGAUAAGGGGCGGGAACGAUCAGAGCAGAUCCCACCAUCGGACAGAGACAGCUCAUACUCUGAGGCAAGCCCAGACAGUCUUCCUAAUCGACCGGGGAUAUGUACACCUCCGCUGGAUGACGGCUCACAUCAGAAAAUCCUGGGUUUGUUGCGCCGCGCCGAAGUGAAAUCGACUGAUGCGAGCGCGGAUGCUAGCAGACACCAGUCUGGGUGCCAGUCACUCCCGUCCCGCGCUACUAUGCAAACUUACCUCGAGCUUUUCUUUUCAUGCUUCAAUGCGUCCUAUCCUCUGCUGCACCUGGCCACUUUCGACCCAUCUCGGACGGAAACUCUGCUUCUUGCAGCCGUGGUUCUACUCGGUGCUACUUUCAGCGACAAUAGUAUUGAAGCCUUUGCCGACCGCAUGUACGACGCCUUGAGGGCCGAGGUGUUCCAUCGGGUGGCUUUUUCUGUGACGCCAGAGCUGUGGAUGAUUCAAACCGUAUUCUUGCUCGAAUGCUUCGGUAAGUCAAGGGCUCCAAGACAAAGGCAACAUGACACGGCAUUUAUGUUUCAUGGUCUCCUCGUCAAUCUAAUCCGGCGAAGUGAUUGCCUGACUGUGCAGCAACCACGGGCGGUUGACAAGCCGGAGCUUCUGGAGUCCAAUUGGCGCAGGGCCGUUGGCGUCGAGCUUCAGAAAAGAGUUGCUUUCCUUUGUCUAUUUUGGGACACUCAAAAUGCCGCCCUCUUUUCCCAGCCGUUGUCCCUUUCCACAUUCGGAAUCCGCAUCGCCUUGCCCUGCAGCCGCUCCGCAUGGGAGGCCACCUCUGCCGAGGAGUGGUGGAAAUACGCAAGCGACGAGUCUCUACUCCCGUUCCAAUCCGUCCUGACAGGGUAUCUGGAUCUUGAUUCGGAAUUGAAGAUCCCUGAUCUUGACGCCUUCCAGCUUCUUCUAGUCCUCAAUGGACUGAUAUCUAUUCAGUGCGAAAUGAAGCACGUCGACCAAAUGGCUUCUGGAUUGAUGCAUCAGACCGGAUAUUUGGACAGGUCAAAAUGGCGUGAACAGCUUAUUGCCGCGUACGAUGCAUGGAAAGUCGACUUCGACACGUACUGCUUGAAAAUGGUUUCGUUGGACGAAAGCCACUCGAGGCGAGCACACUUUGCCCGCUUCAGAACCGCCGCCAAUGCAGUCUACCACACGGCCCAUAUUACGCUGAACGUCGAUAUCGUCGAUCUCCAAAUCUAUGCGGGAGCCCGGCGCUCCGUUGGUCGCCGCGUUACUCGCUCUGAUUAUAUCAGAGCCCAGGGGAACGUCAAGGAGUGGGCGCAGACGGGUGGCUCGUCACCAGCCGUGAAAGCGGUGUGGCACGCGGCGCACCUGCUGCGCGACAGUGUCUUCAACCUGGAAAGCUUCGACGUGCAACACACCUUCUUUUAUCCGUUCCGCCUGUACAUCUCGACGCUGAUCUGCUGGGCGUUCCACUCGUUGACCGUCGGGGACGUCACAAAAACCACGCAGGCAUCUGGAGAGAGACCGGACAAGUCACCCGCGGCGACGGCCACCGCGAAUCAUCUCGACAGCUCCACGCGAUGGCAGGCAGAAACAGAAAUGAAGGUCCUCGUCAGCAGCAUGACCAGCGUGAUGCCCGAGCGUCUUGCACGCCUGCUGGGCAAGUAUUCGACAUCGGGACUCACCACCGUCAUGGCUGAGCGGCUGAGUCGCAUCCGGUGGAUCGUGAUCCAGGAGGGGACCAAACUGCUCAAGGACCUGGUGCCGGAACGCAUGGCUGACGAGUACGACGGGGUCGCUGAGGAAUAG
Messenger RNA from Fonsecaea multimorphosa CBS 102226, 2835 nucleotides. RefSeq lists its product as uncharacterized. Gene Ontology annotation, cellular component: chromatin. The transcript is spliced from 7 exons. Gene Ontology annotation, molecular function: zinc ion binding; RNA polymerase II cis-regulatory region sequence-specific DNA binding; DNA-binding transcription factor activity, RNA polymerase II-specific. Lineage: Eukaryota; Fungi; Ascomycota; Eurotiomycetes; Chaetothyriales; Herpotrichiellaceae. Gene Ontology annotation, biological process: regulation of transcription by RNA polymerase II; DNA-templated transcription. The record is from RefSeq and is a predicted model, not a curated record. The coding region runs from base 1 to 2835 and encodes 944 amino acids.